Aedes albopictus (Asian tiger mosquito) is the source of this 962-nucleotide messenger RNA. RefSeq names its product very-long-chain 3-oxoacyl-CoA reductase-like. Bases 86 to 535 code for a protein of 149 amino acids. Lineage: Eukaryota; Metazoa; Arthropoda; Insecta; Diptera; Culicidae. The record is from RefSeq and is a predicted model, not a curated record. The transcript has 2 exons. Gene Ontology annotation, molecular function: oxidoreductase activity. Gene Ontology annotation, cellular component: endoplasmic reticulum.
AAUUAUCUCAUAACAUUGUAGUUUGGCAGAGCAUGCACUUGAUGUGCUACGAUCGUCGGUAUUUAGUUCGGGACUUCGAAACGUUAUGGUUCUGCUUGUUUUGUUGGCAAUCGUUGGUGCUUAUGCUACCGCCUUGUGGACUUUGGAAAAUUUGAUCGUACCAGGUGUUGGGAUCCUGUGGAGAUCCAUACGUCUCCGGAAGAAAUCACUUCGCCAGCGGUAUGGGAAAUGGGCGGUUAUUACCGGUGCUACCGAUGGCAUCGGCAAGGGAUAUGCCCAACAAUUGGCAGCGAAAGGAAUGGAUUUGGUGCUAAUUUCCCGCUCCAAAGAGAAGCUCGUCAAAGUUUGUCAAGAAAUCAAAGCGGCUACGGGAGUGGAGAUCAAGUUGAUUGCGGUGGACUUUUCUCAUGGAGUUACUGUUUUUGAUAACAUCCGCGCGGAGCUAGAAUCAAUUGACGUCGGAAUACUCGGUGAGAACGAUCGCUUUUUCUCACGCUUGGCCUCAGAAUUUACAUCGAGUACUUGCUUACAGUGAACAAUGUGGGGAUGGUCCAUAGUGCGGGCUUGUUUGAAAACGUCUCGGAACAAACCCAUCUUCAGGUCAUCAAUGUCAACAUACUUUCGACACUCUUGAUGACACACAUCGUUCUUCCGAAAAUGAAAAUCGCUGGACGAGGAAUUAUCAUCAACAUUUCAUCGGGAACGGCUGAGUUUCCUGCUCCAUACAUAACUUCGUAUGCGGCGUCGAAAAGUUAUGGCCACAACCUUACGCUGGCAUUGCAGGAGGAACUGCGAGGAACCGGCGUCGAGUGCCAACUGGUGGUGCCAGGGUUCGUCAGGACAAACAUGACCAGUACGUGGCCUUUGUGGAGUAUCGGUGGAAUGCUGAUGCCAGAUGCCAGGCAAUUUUGUUCCAGUGCUACAUGGUUGAUUGGGAAAACCGAUAAUACGUCAGGUCAUUG